AUGCAUCUUAAAGUGUUAAUAUUUGUAUUGGUGACAAAUUUGCACUUGGAAUGUAGGACAAUCAAAUUGACUUUUAAUCAAGAGGAAGGAAACCAAGUCAUUUCUUAUUUUCAUAAUUUAGAUAAAAUAAAUAUUACCUGUGAAGCUGGUCAAGGUUUCACUUUAGAAGAAAGUAAAAUUCUUUAUAACAAUAAAGAAAUACCAAGUCGUUAUAUUUCUCGUCAAAAAAAUAGUACUACAUUAAUAAUUCAAAAUUUUGUUCCUAAUUCUCCUGAAUCAAAAUUUGAGUGUGUUCUAAAAAAUACUUUUGAUAAUAAAACAAAGUCAUUAAAAGUUAUCUUUUACAAAAUGUGUACUAUUAAUCAAUGUUUAAAUGGAGGAACAUGUUUUGUACAAGGAAAUGUUGAAUUUUGUCAAUGUCCAUAUGAAUAUCAUGGAACAUUUUGUGAAAAAUUUAUACCUGACAUAAAUUUAUUUGGAAUAUUUUAUAAAAAUGGUAUGCAAUUACCUGCUUCAACAAUUGUUACAUUAUUGUUACUUAUUAUAAUUAUAUUAUGUAUUUUUAUAUUUUGGUAUAUAACUACGUAUACAAAAUGGGGAGUUAAAAAAAUUCAUAAAUUUUAUCUUAAAAGACAUCGAACUGUUGUUAUGGAUACCGUAAAUGUUGAAGUAAAGGAUAAAAAUGAAACAAUUAAAAUGGAUGAAUCAAAUUAUGAUUUAGCAAUAAAUAAUAAGAUUGAGGAUGAAACACCAUUUAUUGAUGAUCCAGGACAGAACUAUGACAAUUUAAAUCCUAAAGUAUGUCAAAGUAUGUAUCAAAUGAAAUUAAAUUUUUUUAAUAAAAAUGAUAAAUGA
Strongyloides ratti is the source of this 855-nucleotide messenger RNA. Its product is annotated as Epidermal growth factor-like domain and Immunoglobulin-like fold domain-containing protein. NCBI's taxonomy places the organism in Eukaryota, Metazoa, Nematoda, Chromadorea, Rhabditida, Strongyloididae. Bases 1 to 855 code for a protein of 284 amino acids. The transcript has 6 exons. The record is from RefSeq and is a predicted model, not a curated record.